AUGUUGACCCUCUCUGUGCUCCUGCUGCUGCCGUUGCUCCUCGCCUCUCCUCCUGUCUCCUCCUCUCCUCUGGCCAAGGACCAGUCGGUGUGUGCCAGGACUUCCUGUGGUGCAGGCAGAGAGUGUGUAUCGACUGACAGAGGAGAACCGGUGUGUCGUUGUUUGCAGCAGUGUGAUGAGUCGGAGCAUUGGGUGUGUGGCAGCAACGGCAAAUCCUACAGAAACCACUGUGAGCUGCACAGAGACGCCUGCGUUACACAGAUCAAGAUACACUCGGAGCACAGAGGACACUGUCUGGAGAAACCAACAAAGAAAGAUGUGAGUCCUUUCGUGUGCUUCCUGUCGGAUCGUGAUUGGCUGAGAGACAGAGUGAUCCAGUGGAUUCAGGAAGCGGUGGAGUCCGACAACCUGCCUUCAAAUGUGUCUUCAGCUCAUGAUCUCCUGCAGACGUAUUUUCAGAUGUACAAUAACGGGGAUCUGCAGCUUGAUUCAAAAGAGUUUCUGAGCUUCCUGAAGCACAAUGAGACGGCCCUCAACCUCACAUACUCUAAUACUCUGGAGACCAAUCUGCUACUGAGGUCUCUGUGUGUCGAUGCUCUGAUUGAGCUCUCAGACGAAAACGCAGACUGGAAGCUGAGUUUAAAUGAGUUUAUUAACUGUCUGACGCCCACCUACCAUCCACCAGAGAGAAAGUGCGCUCUGGAGGACGAAGUGUUUGAGGACGGAGCUGAAACUCGGAUGGAGUGUAACAAGUGUGUGUGUGCCUGUGGAAACUGGGUGUGCACCGCUCUGACCUGCAACGGAGAGGAUUGGGUUCAGGAGGAUGUGAAGGACGGAGGAGAAGAAGAAGAGAUGACAGAGGAGGAGUGGAGCAGGAGAGUAGCUGAACUCAACGCGUUACAGCCGGACGCUCGACACUGA
This is a messenger RNA of Scomber japonicus (chub mackerel), 921 nucleotides long. RefSeq names its product follistatin-related protein 1-like. Gene Ontology annotation, biological process: cell differentiation; multicellular organism development; regulation of BMP signaling pathway. Lineage: Eukaryota; Metazoa; Chordata; Actinopteri; Scombriformes; Scombridae. Gene Ontology annotation, molecular function: protein binding; calcium ion binding. The transcript has 9 exons. The record is from RefSeq and is a predicted model, not a curated record. Bases 1 to 921 code for a protein of 306 amino acids.